This is a messenger RNA of Gigantopelta aegis, 5157 nucleotides long. Its product is annotated as transmembrane protein 179B-like. The record is from RefSeq and is a predicted model, not a curated record. NCBI's taxonomy places the organism in Eukaryota, Metazoa, Mollusca, Gastropoda, Neomphalida, Peltospiridae. Bases 148 to 786 code for a protein of 212 amino acids. The transcript has 5 exons.
AAAAUCAGUUGUCUUGAGUACACUGACUGUCAUCAACUUUUCUUUUGUGAAAACAAAUUGUAGAUGCAUAUUCUAAUACAUCUAAAGUAUACAUUGGUGCGAGCCUACAGGCUACAGUUCGUUGAGGGCUCCAGAUUGUAAACAACCAUGGCAGGCACCGUGUCGGUGAAAGCAGUAGUCAUCAUUCGGACAUUGCUGUAUGCCGCCAUUACCAUCACCAGUUUUAUUAUAUUCGUCCCAGUAGCAAUCAGUAUGGGAAAAUUCUCUGGUGAUUGCUUGUUGUACAGCACAAAGGUAACAGGUAUUCACAUCACGUUUGGUUCAGAGUCAAACUGUGUCUAUAUAAUAGCAACAUCUGUGGUGUUCAACUUGGUCUUUGGCUUGGUGCUGACAGGAUCCGGUGUUGUCACUCUCAUUGGCCGACCAAAUCCGCUGAGUGACCUGACCAGCUUGCCGUUCCUUCUGAAUGUGUUUCUCGACGGACUUAGCUGUGCUUUCAUCUUCAUAUCUGGCUGCAUCCUCAGUGUCGGGCUCAAGGAAACGUGUGAUGCUAUUACUAGUGGAAGCUGUUCAUCUGCUGCUGUUAAGGUUUCUGGUGGCAGUACCUAUUUCUUCUAUGGCCAUUUGUCUACAGCACAGGUGGCUGUGUGGGUGUCCUUUAUUCUGUGGCUUGCCCAACUUGGUGUAGCUCUGUUCACACUGUGGAGACUUGGUAAACUGUGUUGUGGGAGAUACACAACCAGCAGUGAAACUCCAACUCAACAAACCCCUACUAAUCAGUUCUAAGAUUAAACAAGUAAGCAGUGAAACUCAAAGGUCUAAUCAGUUUAAUACAAAAAAGUUAGCAGCAGUGGAAUUCAAUUCAACUCAUUCUGCAACUCCUAAGCAAUUCUAACAUACCUGUAUAUGAACAUGUUGGCAACAGUGAAACUACAACUGAACAGACUUGAUUGGUAACUUAGUUUCCAUGGCACCAGUCCAUAGUCCUCGGACGUGCAAUGGCUACAGGGAACUGCCCUCUCCCAGCUCGAAAGAUUAUGCUACAAUUUUGAAAGUUAUCUUAGUGCUACGAUAUUGUUAAACCAUUGUAGGCUAUGAUAUCAAUGUAUUGGCAACAUAAAUAUUCAUAGCGAGGUAUAAAUGGUGGCAUUAUAUUAUAAUUAAAAUUAGUGUCAAUGUUCCAUGCUUCCAUAUCAAGUCCUACACGUGUAUUCACAGAGAUGUAACUCUGUCAUAAUCUAGCUGAUCAACCAGCUGCCAGGUGCAGACAUUUCUUUUUGCUGUUAUUAUAUUACACUGUAAUUCAUCUACAUAGCCGUAUAUGUGUUAAGUGUAUAUGUUUAUAUACAUGUAUUACCCAGCGGGCACUCAUUACCAGGGAAAUAAAAAAAAAAAUCACUGAAAAAUUAUUAUGUAUUGGUUUAAUAGGUUAUUUGAUUGGAUAAUUCAGUUCACUUGACAAAGGAAUGGGCACGUACUAAAUCGGACACAACAUGCAUAGACCUUGACAGUGCUGUAGAAGCAGUAGUAAAUUCUGAGACCUGUAGGAUGAUCAUACUUAAAGAAUUAUGUUAGAGCAAUAUGUUUUAUAAACUAAACACUGAUUAAAGUAAAUAUGUAUUAAUACAUGUAUGUACAGACUCCGUUCUUGCUUUGGUAUAGUCUGUUUCUAAAUAAUCAAUACAUAGAGCGUAGAAACCAAUUCAGGCUGGGGUAAUAAUUAGAAUAUUAAAUUUGCUACUAUGUAUUAUCAAGUUUAAGUCCCUCAUGAAAUAAGUCUACUUAUAUAUGUAUAGGUCUAUGCAGUUUGAUUUACCAAAAUUGUAUUAUUUCUAUUUUCCGAGGAAAACAUCACAUAUUUCUAUUUUCUAAAGCCAAGUACUCCCACCACCUUUUCUCCAAAAUAUUAUGGUUAUGUUACUGUUGUACAGAUCUGAGAGCAUACAUGUAGCUGUAUAUACAAACACAUAUACAUAAGAAUACAAAAAGUUUAAUUAUGAAUCUUCGUUGUGGCAGCUUAAUUUUGUUACAAUAUCUUAUAUAGUCAUAGUAAAAUGUGACUGGACUAUAUACUUAUUGUAUUCGUUAUUUACUUUUUACUUCAUGAACAUUCUUAACUAGUAUUAAACUUUUAAUAAAAAUAUAUUUUAUUAAUUUCCUAUUUUUUAAAACAUUUUAUUGUUAAAAUUUGUUUUCAAAUUAUGUCCAUUGCAUUUUUUGAAAUGUGUAUUAGUAACCCAUUGAUAGGGGUUUUGUUGUUUUUUAAACCACCAUCUUAUACAUAUACAUAUACAUAUGCAUACACAUACACAUACACAUGCACAUAUACAAAUAUUACAUAUACAUAUACAUAUACAGUGUACAUGGGUUUAAAUUCUUUCUCUUGUUUAUAACAACUGGAACAUUCCUUCAAAUAGACUUCUAAUUUGUGAUCAAAUGGCUUGAUAUGGUGAAUUUAAAAAUAUAUUUUUCGUAUUGCACAACUGUAUUCUAUAUUGUGAUGGAUUUGGCACAUCGAUGUGCCCGGUCCUGUUCACUGUUAAUUGGCACUAUAUGCAAAAUUUUAUAUUCCAGUCGAUAUUUGAUAUGUAUACACUUUCUCUUGUUUUGAAUAACGUUCUGACAUUCCUUCAACAAACUGUGUACUGCAGACCACGUUUUCGUCACCAUACAUGCAAGAGUCAGUCUUGUAUAAAAAUGUAUAAUGCUUUAAGACAUUCCAUAAAUUUCUCUUUGCUAAGCAGCAUUUGAAUAUGAGAAUACUUACAUUUAUUUUAUUCUACUGUUUGACACAUUUCUCUUUUUAUUAAUUUUAUUUGAUACAAAAAUUAUAAUGGUUUAUAUAUUAAUUUGUCUUCGGAACUUUUGAAUAGAGGAAUAGAAUCUGUAUUCAUGCUCGGUAAUUAUAAGCUAGAAUUUUACUAAAGAUAUGCCAUCAUGUUGUAUACAAUUGUGAGGAUGUCUGUAUUUGGACUUCAUACAAACAUUGGUUAUAAAAACAUGUUCAUAUUAUUUUAAUGAUCCAUCAACAGAAUUACGAUGUGGUAUUCCUUGUUAUUUUUAAAGAUCAUCACAUUUACUGCCUGGUACUUUAUUAUAGUGAUAAAUAAUUCAUAUUCUCAAGUCAUAUUUAUAGAUCUACAUACAAUUAUUGUUACAGUCAUGUAGUUUAUUUAGUAUUCGUUAAAACUAGUAUAUAGUGAUUUAAAUAUUACAUUUUAUGUCAAUGUAAUAUGAUGAUUCAUCAUGUUUGGUAUCGUAUUUUAUACAUGAAUAAAUAUUUGUUGUACAACGGUUUUCAUUGAGAUGAGAUGCUGGGGGAUUUUGUGUUCAAAGUAUACUGAAUAACAAAUGAAAAGUGAAUAGUUUAAUAUAAAGUUUGUUUUGUUUAAUGGCACCACUAGAGCACAUUGAUUUAUUAAUCAUCGGCUAUUGGAUGUGAAACAUUUGGUAAUUUUUAUAUAUAAGGAAACUUGCUACAUUUUUCCAUUAAUAGGAAGGGAUCUUCAAUAUGCACCAUACAGACAGGAUAGCACAUACCACAUCCUUGAUAUACCAGCACUGCCUGAAAUAGUCCAAUGGGUCACUGACGGGGAUUGAUCCUAGACCGACCAUGCAUCAAGCAAUCGCUUUACCACUGAGCUAUGCCCCGCCCCAGUUUAUCAUAUAGAGGCAGUUUCAUGGGGUUUUUUUUAAAUAUGAGUGAUGUGUGAAAACUAUCUUUUCACAAAUUGCAAAGUAAUCGGUGAAAAUAUGGUUUUCACACUUAACGAGUUUACAUAAAAAUUGUUUUCGAAAAAACCCCACGAUGAAUUGUCUAUUAUGUAAGUCUUUCCCAAUUUUGAUAUUUUUCACCUAUCCUAUCAAAAACAUGCAACAUCACAAUAUAUUUGUUGCACUGGGACUUUUACAUAAAAUGUACUAGUACUGAACCAUCAACUUUUUAAAAGAAAUAUGAGGAAAUAUCUUUAUUUAAUUAUUAAAAUAAUAUUUUAAUUCUACUGCUAUGCAAGCAUACCUGAUAAAGCGAUCCUCAAAAAACCCAAGACAUGAUUCGUAUUGCAAGUUAAACUUUCACUUACAUUUAACAAGAGGUCAUUGUGUCAUUAUUAUUUAGUUUUGUACUCAGUUUUAGAUAUUUUAUCGUAAUUGCACUUUAUAUCAAUUUUAAAUAGAUACAAUUGUUAAAAUUACAUAUAUUGUUUCCAUGCUUCAAACUUAAAAACGAAGCGACAAUGAACUCAGUAAUUGAAACGUAAUAAUUUUUAAGGGAGAUUGAAUCGUGAAUUUGUUCACAAAAAUAUAAAUAUGCAUUUUAUAUAUUUACUCGACUAAAAUACAGUGAAAAUAUGACUUCAUCGAAUCUCACUUUUGCAUGAGGCACGAAUUAGAUUGCAUUUUUCAACAAUUAUAUUUCAAUUUUAAAAAAUCAUAAACAAUAACAAGUUUAUAAAGUUUAUUCUUUCCAAAAUACCAGUGGACAUUUGUAUAUAAAAUAUAUAUCACAAGGAAGUGACACCACCUUGAUUUUGUCCAAUACCAGAUAAGCAUACAGUGAUACAUGUACAUGUCAAAUCAUUAAACAUAUACUCAACCAAAAAAGUAUUGCAUUUUUGAUCAUAAUGUAUACAUUUUGCAAUAUUGAAAGAAAUGCAAGUAAUCACCGUGUUUAAUCCAGCAUACUGUUUGAUUGUCAAUCUGUUUUUUCUGGAAAGUUUUCCACUUCCUGUCUUUGCUCGUGCACAGUCUGAACAUAACAUAACAUGAAAAUCACGUGCAUGAUUAAGCAUAAGCCUUGAUUUUCAACUGGCAGACCUGUAUCUAAUGUGAAACGAUAGGGACUCCGUCCAUCAAUGUCCGAAAACCAACGCCAUGAGGCCAUUGGUAGACUUGCUGCUGGUGAAAGUGUUAGGAACGUUGCUCGUCACUUUAAUGUCCACCCGACGACAAUACUGCGUCUACGGUAUCGUUUGCAACAAACUAGUGCAGUAAAAGACGGACGUUGCUCCGGUCGGCCACGUGCGACAACGCAAAGAGUAAAGUUUGUUUUAUUUAACGACGCCACUAGAGCACAUUGAUUUUUUACCUUAUCAUCGGCUAUUGGACGUCAAACAUAUGGUCAUUCUGACACUGUUUUUUUAGAGGAAACCCGCUGUC